Messenger RNA from Saprolegnia diclina VS20, 1973 nucleotides. RefSeq lists its product as hypothetical. NCBI's taxonomy places the organism in Eukaryota, Oomycota, Saprolegniomycetes, Saprolegniales, Saprolegniaceae. The coding region runs from base 14 to 1864 and encodes 616 amino acids. The record is from RefSeq and is a predicted model, not a curated record. The transcript has a single exon. Gene Ontology annotation, molecular function: protein binding.
CGGAAUUCGUGGCAUGCACACCGUCGCGGCGCACGUGCUCUGCUCGAGUCGCUUGCUUCCGCGCAUCUGCAGCUACCAAAGCGACGCGCUGUCAACCGAUGGCCCACUGCGCUGCCGCAGCGUCCGGCUUGCAGCCAGCUACGGCUACGAGCCGCAAGCCGACGACGACGACGACGCAGCGGACGCGGCGACCUUCCAGCGCUGGCUUGCGCGCCAUGGCACCGCCGCGCUUCCAUUGCUCUGCGCGCCGCAUCUCUUUGCGUACGCGCUUCGUUGUGGCGACGUUCAUGUUCUUCAGUGGCUCGUCAACCGCGAGGCUGUGUUCUGGAACAAGACAACGCUCGUUCUCCAUGCAGUCGGGUGUCGCGCGUGCCCUUGCGCCUCCGAGCAGCUCGGGCCCGCAAUGACCAUCCGCGCCUCCGACUGCGUGCGUCGUGCUGCGACAAAGGGCCAUGUAGAGCUCUUACGCUUCCUCUUUGACUGCGGCUUUGACAUGGUCGACGUCUGGCGCGCCGUCUGUUUUGGUGGGCAUCUCGACGUCGCCCGCUUUGUCGUUGAGCAUCGUCUUGGCGUUUGGCCCGACGCACUUGUCAACGAUGCUGCUGAGAACGGUCAUUUCGAGCUCGUGCGAUACUUCAACACGCUGCGUGUCGAUGGCGUGAACUCGUACACACUUGCGCUGGCCGUCCGGCACGGCGACCUACCGACAGUGCAAGCGCUCCUCACACACCCACAUCUCAAAGAUCUUUCUUUCAAGACAGCUCUGUAUGACGCCAUAUACCACCGCCGCCUGGAGCUUCUUCAAUGGCUCUGCCAGCAGCCCAAUGCGCGUCCCUUUUUGACCGGCGCCUUGGAAGUCGCCGCGUACUGCUGUGCGCAAGCUGCUGUCCAGUGCCUCCGCGACGAGCUCUCCAAGGUCCUGCGCCAUCAGCGCAUCACGUCCGUCCUCGUGUCCAAGGAGCUUCUCGGUCUCGUCACAUCGUACCAACCCGGCUUUGAUACGCACACCAUUGGUCUUCUCGAGCUCUGUCACCGCCAUGCGAUCUACGAGACGCCGCAUCAAGUACCCGGGAUGGCUUCGUACGCAGCGUACCAUGCACUGUUUACGGCGUGGCGGGCUCGACACGACAAGCAUGAUUUGCACAUUCUCUGCCUCCCGCAUCUCUUCGCCUACGCCAUUUCCUACGGUAACAUGGAGGUCGUGCGCUGGCUAAGCCCGCGCCUUGUCAUAAGUCAACGGCUCGAGCUUCGCUGCGAGAAGGCGCAUCAGUGCGUCCUCUCGGCGAAUCAGCUUGUCCGAGACGCGGUGGUCUACGCCGAUUGCGUCGCCCACGCCGCCGAGUCGGGGCAUGUCGAGCUCCUACGGUUCUUGAACGGCCUCGGCUUUACGAUGGAAAAAGUGUGGCAUCGGUGCAGCUACUUUGGCCACGCGAACAUUGCCCAGUACGCGCAUGCGCUCGAACUGGACGGACACCUGCCCCGGUACGUCUACGACGCCACGUUGGGCGGCCAUGUCGCUCUCGUGCAGUUCUACCACGAGCACAACUACGCUGGUUUUACCGAAAAGACAAUCUGGGCCGCUGUACACAGUGGUCGCGUCGACAUGGUCGCCUUCAUCUUGAGACACCGCGACGAAGCCAGUGUUCGCGAGGCCCUCUUGACGGCGGUCGAGACCGAUCGCGUCGAUAUUCUCAAGUGGCUCUGCGAUGAGCCCGAUGCAAAUGGGAUGCUCGACACGGCACUGCAGCAGGCCUGCCUCAUGCGAAACCAUGCGUGCAUCGCGUACCUCGUCGACGAGCGGCGCAUCACAGCGUCUCGUACGACAACUCGGCUCUACCAACGCUAUGUACAACGCCCGACAUGAAGCUUUACGGCUGUCGCAUUGGAGCAUUCUUGGAAGGAAUGCAUGGCGACGACGUCAUUGUCACCUAGUCGAUAGAUAAGAAUAUAUAAACGAGUGUGUAGACGUGUAC